AUGAAGCUCCUGUGUGUCUACAUCCUGCCCCUGCUGGUGGCCCUGUCCUGGGCAGUUUGCCCCUUGCCGGCUGAGGUUAAAGAUGAUGAAGGCAACAAGCUGUGCGCCCGCAUGUACGCCGACAGCAGUGUCUACUAUGAAGAUUGCUGUGUCGGGGAUUACCUGGACGUCAAGCCCGGAGAGGAUGUGCCUUACAUUGCCUUGAGGUUCAACAACCGCGUCUCUUCUUUGGUCGUGGCUACCCGAUGUGAGCUGACUGUCUGGUCCAAAAAGCCAAAGGAUGGCGUCACCAAGAAGUUCAGCAACGGGUCCUAUCCACGGCUAGCAGAGGUCAAGAAAGGGCUCCUUGGAAGCUGGGAUGACUCCAUCUCAUCCUACUAUUGCAAAUGUAACUGA
Messenger RNA from Nanorana parkeri, 396 nucleotides. RefSeq names its product syncollin (gene SYCN). The transcript has a single exon. The coding region runs from base 1 to 396 and encodes 131 amino acids. NCBI's taxonomy places the organism in Eukaryota, Metazoa, Chordata, Amphibia, Anura, Dicroglossidae. Gene Ontology annotation, biological process: exocytosis. The record is from RefSeq and is a predicted model, not a curated record. Gene Ontology annotation, cellular component: secretory granule membrane.